CUAGAAUUUGAACAAAGCAAAAAUAGACGUGGAGGUGGUGCUACCUCCGGACUUUAUGCCUUCCCACGCGUUGGCCGUAGCGAUCCAAGCUUAACAAAUAAUUUACACGACAUGGAUGACAAUUUGUAUGAGCCCUCGUUAGAGGAUUAUGAAGACCUUCCCAAAAGUGAAAUCAAACGUGCUAAUUUAAUCACCUUUCCUCGUGUAGGUCGAACUGAUGCGGAAAUGCGUAAAUGGGCUCGUCUAUUGGCACUGCAACAAGCACUUGAGAAACGUGCUGGACCUACUUCCGGUUUAUGGUUUGGUCCCCGACUUGGCAAGCGCAGCGUUAACAAUAAUGUGAAGCAGCAUGCAAACAAAGGACAAAACGAGGAAUAUUAGACGAAUGAAGACAAAAAUUUCGACAAAAACUCUAUUGAUGACAAAAUAUUUGCGAUGAAAAUGGACUACGAUUUCGUUUCAAUGCCUUGGUUAUACAAUGGACGUCAAUAAAAAUAUAUUUACGCUAUGAUGCACACACUCAAUUUUACAAUUUAUAAACAAUAUUUAACCAGAAAAUAAAAAUAUAUAUUAAAUAAAUUAAAAAAUAUAUAAGAAAACAUUUUGCAAAUCUUAUACGCAGUUGCCCUUAAUAAUGUAAGAAAAAAGCAAAGAGAUCAAUUU
This is a messenger RNA of Teleopsis dalmanni, 663 nucleotides long. RefSeq names its product cardio acceleratory peptide 2b-like. The annotation marks the transcript as partial. The transcript has 2 exons. NCBI's taxonomy places the organism in Eukaryota, Metazoa, Arthropoda, Insecta, Diptera, Diopsidae. The record is from RefSeq and is a predicted model, not a curated record.